GUGUGGAAUGAGAAAGCUGCCAAAAAUGCUCAGAAAUGGGCAAAUAAGUGUGAGAUGAAAAUCAGUCCAAGAGAUCAGAGAGUUAUCAAUGGUGUCACCUGUGGUGAGAAUGUAUUGCUAUCAUCUUACCCAAGAACAUGGGCUGAAGCAAUUCAAGUCUGGAACAGCCAGUCCUCCAAUUUCAAGUAUGGAUAUGGAGCAACCACGAAAAAUGUCAAUAUCGAGAGCUAUACGCAGCUAAUCUGGUACAACAGCCACCAGGUCGGAUGUGCAGUUGCCUACUGUCCUAGGAACCAGUUCAAUUACUUUUAUGUUUGCCAAUACUGUCCUCCAGGAAAUAACGCAAUGCAAGUAGCUGCACCUUACAGAACUGGACCAAAAUGUGCAGACUGUCCCGGCCACUGUGAGAGAGGGCUUUGCACCAAUCCUUGCAAGCAUCAGGAUUUCUUUGGAAACUGCAGAAAUCUGAAGAUGUUGUUUGGCUGUGGCCAUCCACUG
Molecule: messenger RNA, 498 nt
Organism: Pterocles gutturalis (yellow-throated sandgrouse)
Lineage: Eukaryota; Metazoa; Chordata; Aves; Pterocliformes; Pteroclidae
Product: cysteine-rich venom protein piscivorin-like
Exons: 5
Cellular component (GO): extracellular region
Source: RefSeq, a predicted model, not a curated record